AUGUUUUACGCUUGUUUGACCAUCCUCAUACUAUUCGUUAUUAUGUGUUUUUGUGUGAUACUCGCAAUUAUCGAUCUGGAACAAUACAAUUUUGGUCUCUACAUCGUGCUUCUGUGCAUUGUUGGUACUAUGUUAGCUUGUGCGCUAUGUAUCGCCAAUCCUAACGCAUGUGCUAAUCCGGAAUGGUACUCGAAAUUUUGUAUUCUUUUACAGGAGCUCUAUCCAGUCCCAGAAGACGACACUGGUCGUUCAAGUCCAAAGAUGAAUGGUCUCAGGUCACGAAUGGCCGCUAUGCAAGCACAAAGCGUUGCUGCUAACGACGAAACACGAUUACCGUUGAGGCAAGAAAGUAGGGCCACUGUGGCGAUGUUAGCUCCAGCCGUUCAUAUAAUGCAUCAAGUUUGGAAGGGUAUGGCCUGGGUGGCGGACGGUAUCGAUGAAGAUGAUGAACGCACUAGGAGUAUUGAUGUCGGCGAGACGUGUCAUUCCACAAGUGAUACCGGCUCGGAAACACCGAACCCGAAUUUGAAGAAACAUCUCUCGACAAUCGUCGAAACGAGCACGCAUGAACAAGUCCGCCUUCAGUUUCUCACCUCAUCACUCCACUACUUACUCAAAUCACUCGUUUGA
Molecule: messenger RNA, 630 nt
Organism: Anisakis simplex (herring worm)
Lineage: Eukaryota; Metazoa; Nematoda; Chromadorea; Rhabditida; Anisakidae
Source: the annotation of a GenBank genome assembly